Clunio marinus is the source of this 2485-nucleotide messenger RNA. The record is from the annotation of a GenBank genome assembly. Lineage: Eukaryota; Metazoa; Arthropoda; Insecta; Diptera; Chironomidae.
AUUGACUUUGAGAAAUCCUAAAAGAUAUCAUCAAGAGAUAGAAAUAAAUUAACAGAAACGUAAGUUAUAGUUAAAUGGAAAAAUUGAAACCGUUCAUAUGUGGCGGCAUAAGUUCUAUGGUUGCGGAAUUUGGAACUUUUCCUAUCGAUACAACAAAAACCAGAUUGCAAAUACAAGAAGGUCGAACAAAUAUUAAAUAUAAUGGGAUGUUUGACUGUGGAUUAAAGAUUUAUAAACAGGAAGGAUUAAGAUCACUUUAUUCAGGAAUUGCUCCGGCAAUAUUACGACAAUCAGUGUAUGGAACAUUAAAGUUUGGAAGUUAUUAUAGCCUGAAAAAUGUCAUUGUAUCGCAUUUCUAUGACGACGAAACCGUGGGAGAAAACAUGUACAUUAAUGUAGCUUGUGCUGCCUUGGCUGGAGCGUUCUCAUCAGCAAUAGCAAAUCCAACAGAUGUUCUUAAAGUUCGAAUGCAAGUACAAGGAAAAGGAAAGAAUCGAAUACCGCUCUAUAAAUGUUUUUAUGAGAUUUAUCGAACAGAAGGAGUGAAAGGACUUUACAGAGGAGUGAUACCCACAAGCCAAAGAGCCAUGACAAUUGCUGCAGUUGAACUUCCAGUUUACGACUUGUGCAAACAUUACAUGCUAGACACUAUUGGUGAUCAUCCUGUUAAUCAUUUCAUAUCUUCUUUUAUUGCGUCACUUCUGGCAGCGAUUGCUUCAUGUCCCAUAGAUGUUAUUCGUACGAGGCUAAUGAAUCAGAGAAAAAUUCUCAAUUCUUACGGAUCAACUUCAGUUGCCCAAUCGACAGUUUAUUUUGCAAAUAGCUUCGAAUGUUUAACAAGCAUUUUAAGGAAUGAAGGAUUCAUGGCGCUUUACAAAGCUGCAUUUUCUCCCCUAACUUAUAUUAUGGUUUCACGUCUGGCAACGAAUAGAUCGUUUUCACUUUAUAAGCGGACAAUGAGUAGUCAUUCUAAAGGCCUUGUUUUGGGAAUUUAUUCAAAAUCGUCUAAGAACGGUUCUGAUAAAAAUAAUGAGAUAACAUUAACACCACUUGCGGAAUCAAUAAAUAAGAAAUCAAAUGGAAAAUUAUUGAACGCAAUCAACACCGCUUUUUGUGAGAGUCUUUCAUGUGGUAAAACAAGGAUUCUGUAUGGACAGGAGAUUGAAGAUUACAAAGCCAUUGCAAUCACCGCUUUGGAUCCUAAAAAAUGGGAUCAACAUGAUCAAAUAAAUGGCGUCAAUGAAAGUGUUCGUAUUGCUUCUGCAGCUGCCGUUAAAUCACUUCAAUCGCUUAAAAUUAAUGAAGUUUAUGUCGAUGAUUUGGGAAGUGCGAGUGCAGCAGCUGAAGAACCUCCAAAGUUCUUAGAAAUCACUUACAAUGGCGACACUUCAUCAAAAAGUCCAAUUGCUUUAGUUGGCAAGGGCAUCACAUUCGAUUCAGGUGGCAUUAGCAUUAAGCCAUCAUCGAAAAUGGAUCAAAUGAGAGCUGACAUGGGCGGAGCAGCAAACGUUGCCAGCUGCAUUUGGGCACUUGCACAGUUAAAAGUCAAGGUUAACGUUAAAGGUUUCAUACCUUUAUGUGAAAACAUGCCAGGGAAUAAAGCAACAAAACCUGGCGACGUUAUUGUCGGACGAAGUGGCAAAAGUGUUUGCAUUGAUAACACAGACGCCGAAGGUCGAUUAAUUCUUGCAGAUGCUUUGAGUUAUGCGAAUGAUUUCAAACCCUUAUGGACUCUUGACAUCGCAACAUUAACUGGAGCGGUUCGAGUAGCACUCGGUGAUUGUGUAACUGCAAUAUUUUCAACAUCUGAUGACUUGUGGCAGUCGAUUCACCAUGCGGGUCAAGAAACUGGUGACAGAGUUUGGCGAAUGCCGCUCUUUUCUCAUUACUCUAAUCAAAUGACCGAACACGAUGGUUACGAUUUGAAUAAUUUAGGAAAAGGAAAGGGCGGUGGAAGUUGCACAGCAGCAGCUUUCUUAAGAGAAUUCGUACCGAAAGAUGCCAAAUGGCUUCAUGCUGACAUUGCCGGAGUGAUGAGUGAGACAUCAGAUCAACCAUACAUGGGAAGUGGAAUGACGGGGCGACCUGUAAGGACUUUAAUAGAAUUCAUCAUGCAAGAAUCGAAAAAAUAAAACUUUUUUCCUUUUGAUAACUUCGUUGAGCAUUUAAAUAAGAAAAUCGUGCUGCAAAUUAGAUACCUCGAUAUUUGCCAUAAAGAUUAUUAAAAGAAAGCUUUUCCAAGUAAAUUUUAAAAAGAAAAUAAAAUAAAGAAGUAAAUUGAGUGAAAUUUGUUGUGGCUUUAAUUUUUUUAAUCGAUAUUUACGUAACUUAAUUGUUUUCCCCAAGUUUUGAAGUGACUUCUUCUUGUUGUUCAAAACAAAUGAAGGGAAAAAUAAAUUAAGUAAUCUCACGUAAAAUCAACCAAAACAAGUACGAGGAAAAAAGAAAACACAAUAAAUCAUUACGUGAAUAAAAUAAACGAAAA